Molecule: messenger RNA, 2785 nt
Organism: Dicentrarchus labrax (European seabass)
Lineage: Eukaryota; Metazoa; Chordata; Actinopteri; Moronidae
Product: zinc finger protein 260-like
Exons: 2
Coding region: 166-1845 (559 amino acids)
Biological process (GO): regulation of transcription by RNA polymerase II
Molecular function (GO): DNA-binding transcription factor activity, RNA polymerase II-specific; RNA polymerase II cis-regulatory region sequence-specific DNA binding
Source: RefSeq, a predicted model, not a curated record
UUGAGACCGCCCUCUUUCAAUUUUGGUAAAGUUUAUCUCUGAUGUGUAAAUCGAUAAACAGUAAACAGCUUCGACAGGAAAGAACGCGUUUCUGUUUAGUUUGGUGACGAAUGGAGGAUAGUGUUUGAGUUCCAGCCUAAUAAAUUCAAUAAUAAUUGAUUGAAAAUGUCUGCGGUGGAGAGUUUGAGGAGGUUAGUGAAGGAGCGACUGGCUGCUGCUGUGGAGGAGGUUUUAGGAGCGUGUGUGCAGACUAUGGUGGCCUACGAGGAGGAAAUCACCCGCCAGCGCACACUGCUGGAUAUCUUCCUGCAGCCCGAGUUAAAGGUACACAGGACAGAGCUCCCACAGCAACAUGUCUGUAAGGAAGAAAAGGGAUUUCUUCUUAACCAGAAGCUCUGUAAGCAGGAGAGGAACUCCAGUCUGAACCCAGAGCCUCUGCAGAUUAAAGAAGAAAAGGAGCAUCUCUUCACCAUUAAGGAGGGAGCGCAGCUUGUACUGAAGCUGGAGACUGAUACCUUUAUGUUGAGACACAGUUGUGAUCAAACUGAACUCAAUAACCAAUCUGUGCUUUUACAUCCUGAACACACUCAACAGAAUACAGCAGAGGAUGAUCCUCUUGACAAAAUCCGUAUAGAAUGGGUGAGAUCUGAAUGUGACAGGACAAACUCUGGAGUAUCAGGACUGAACAGUAACCAGCGGCUCCUCUCUGACACUUCUCGUGUAGCAGAUAACCAGAACCACAGGAGAGAAAAACAUGGAGACGCAGCACCAAUGACAAAAACUGCGCCUAAACCAAAGAAGAAACAUGGUGCAGAGAAAACACCGCCAACAACAAAUUCUGAGCAAAAGCCAAAGAAGAAGAACUCCGGGAACCCAUCAACAACAAAUUCUGAGCCAAAACCAAAGAAGAAGAAUUCUGGGAACCCAUCAAUUCCAAAUACUGAGCUUAAACCAAAGAAGAAACAUGAUGCAGAGAAAACAUCACCAACAACUAUUUCUGAGCCAAAGCCAAAGAAGAACUCUGGCAACCCAUCAACAACAAAUCCUGAGCCAAAACCAAAUAAUAACCCAAGGACUGCAACAUCAGUUAUAAUCAGUGAGACAAUACCAAAGAAGAAAAAUAUGGAUGUUGAUCCAAGAUCAGCUGAUGAGCCAAACCCUAAAAACAAACCUUACAAGUGUGAUGACUGCAGCAAACCUUUUUCUUACUUGAAAAACUUGAAAGUUCACAUGAGAAUUCACACAGGUGAAAAGCCUUUUAAAUGCAGCUACUGUGGAAGAAUGUUCAUCCAGAAGUCGACCUUGAAACGGCACACGAAAACUCACACCGGAGAAAAGCCUUUUAAAUGUGGCUCAUGUGGGAAACUGUUCGCCCAGGGGAGUGCGGUAACUAAACACAUGAGAACUCACACGGGUGAGAAGCCGUACGCUUGUGAAAUCUGCGGGAAAAAAUUCAGCUGUGGCGCCAAUGUGAAGAAGCACAUGAGGAUUCACACAGGUGAGAAGCCUUACACUUGCAGCCACUGCGGGAAGGAGUUUACAGACUCCUCGUCGUUGAAGAACCACAUCCGCAUGCAUACAGGCGAAAAGCCUUACAAAUGCCCUCAAUGUAGCAAAGGAUUCACACUGAGCACGACUUUGAAGAAGCACAUUAGAACCCACACAGGUGAAAAACCGUAUAAGUGUGACACUUGUGGAAACUGUUUUGCCCAAAGUACAGACUUAAAAAUACACAUUAGGAUCCAUACGGGGGAGAGACCGUACAAAUGCAGCGUCUGUGGAAAAGGGUUCAUAACCAUCACUAAACUGAGGAAUCACAUGAGAGUUUACACACAUGCACACUGAGCAAAUCUUUAAAAAAAUGUAUCUGUGCUUGACAAGAAAAAGUAAUCAAAUUGUUCUAAACGAGUGCUCUUUUUAGAGCUUGUUAAAAGUUUUCUCCUCAUGGCAUUGACAAUGAACUUUGGCCUUAGAGAUGGUCUUGGAAGUUUUUGCCUUGACUGUCAAGAAUGCAUUGCUCUUGAAAUGGCUGUCUGACCCACACAAGAUGGGUGUGAUAUAGACACAUAAACAAUGACUGGAAAGAGAUGGAAUUACAACCCUUGUGGAGAUGGAUGUACAGAUUCAGAGACAGACCUGUUGUUAGACCCAAAGUCAGCUAUUCUCUGGGGUAUUACUGGAUUUUAAAACACUCCAUGAUCAACAGGUUGCAACAAAGGCAGCAGUUGCUAUUACAGAAAAACCUCCCAGCAGCAUUGAAUCACUCAUGGUCCCAUUCUGCCAUCACAUGGUCCUUUUAUGUAUUUGCACCAUUGAAUUUUGUAUUUCUCAGUAGAUAUUGUGUGUGAUUGUUGUGCAGUAUUUUCAUUGGUAUCGACUGUGAAUUAAGUCCUAAUAGCGGCUGAAUUUCUUUGGUUUUGGAGUGUUUGUUUUACAAUUGUAUUAUUAUGCUUUCAUGCAGCUGAUGUAUUUAUCUAUACCACACUGAAAUUGUGAUAAACUUGUUAAGAAUUUCCCUCUUUAAAAUUAACUCAUGCACUUAUCUGCCUCUUUGUUAUAAACAUUCCAGCAACAUUGAAUUCAAUUAUAACCCCAUUCUGCUAUCUAUUGUGUAUUUAUGUUUGUUUGUCUUGUUUAUGCACAUCUUUUCUACAUAUUAUUGAUUAUUACUUUUGUUUUUUCCUACAUAUUAGAUCAUCCAAGUUAAAAAGUCAGGCCUCUGAUAUUGUUUUGAAUUUGCAACAUUAACAUUCACUGCUAAAUAAAAUUAUUUUGAUUAACCGUA